AUGAGACGAAUCAUCUCUCUCCUCGUGGUGGGGUGUUGUUGUCUCGUCGUGGGUGUGGCUGCAGGGAGCAGUUCGCCCUCCUCCGCGGCCUCCUUCGUCUACUCAGCGGGGAGAGGGAAGGCUGGAAAGCAGUUGUCGGGUGGCAGUGUCUCGUCGCCAUUAGUGUCGUCAGUCGGCGGAGGAAAUGGCGGUGGGGUGGCGAGCAGUAAUUCCUUUCAGACGGCGUACGUAGAGCCGAGAGGGGAUUACGGAGGGAGUGGGAGUGGUUGGGGGGGAGGUGGUGGUGGUGGGGGCGGUGGGGGAGGGGGUGUCUACCAUUACGCGAUACAGCCACAUGGUGGGGGUGGUGGUGGGGGCGGCGGAGGCUGGGGUCCAGCACCGAUUUAUUACCAGGAGGAUGAAGGCGGGAUAGAGAAGGGUCUCCUGGGAUUACUAGGAUUGACCGGGUUGGGUGGACUUAAGGGUCUCUUGGGGUUGGCGGCCUUGUUAAAACUGCUCCUCCCCCUUCUCCUCUUGUUCAUCCCCCUUCUUCUCCCCCUUCUGUUGGCGAAGGCCGCGUUAUUGUUCGCGUUACUGCUUUUAAUUCCAAUUCCAGUAAUCACGCCGGGUCGAAGCAUCAAUAGCAAAGAGAAUAAUGAAGUCACGGCCAAAUCCAUGCUUCAGGACACGCUGGGUGACCUCAUGACUAAAAUCCCGACCGAUUUGAGUCACAUAAUCGGCAAGAUUAAGGACUCUGAAUGGUUCCGGGGUGCAUUUUCGGCAAUGUCGAAGAAGGAAAAAAAGUCCAUGAGGGAUAAGGAUGUCGUCAGGGCGUCAGAAUUGGCGACGAAUUCGAUCACUUCGUCUUCAUCGAGUACGAGUAAUGCUGCCAACAAUGCUAACUCUCUCUCCACCACUGCCAACAGUUAGUUAAGAGUGGAAUUAUUCUCAAUUUUUUUUUAAUUUUCGAAAAAUUAGAAGAAUUUCAUAUCGAAAAUAUUUCCUAUUUAUUUUUUCAAUAAUUUUUUUUUACCAAACUUUUUAUCACAAAGCAGAAAAAAAUUACAAAAAGAGAGACACGUUUUAACACAAUUUUAAAUACGACUUUUACUCCAAUAUGAUACGAAAAACUGACAAUUUUUAUGUACAACACAAUCCAAAGAAAAAAAAUACGACAAAUCGACAAAUUUUUUAACUUUACUGACUUUCAACUAAAUGUAAAUGACGAUAAAUGACGAGCUUUUUUAUAGUUUUGACUUGUGGUGCAAGGUGAGAAAAUUGGUUAAAGUUACUUUUUAAUUGUACAUUUUACCAUAAAUAACUCGACGGACUAACUUUAAUUACGAUUUUUUGGGGAAUUUGAGAUUUCAACUUGACUCUUAGGAUUAGACUCGGACUAAUACUGGUAUUAUAGUAUAUUUAUUUACAUAAAUACGUAUUAUUAUGACGAAGAAUUUAGGAAGACUACACAAAUUAAACUAUUUAUGAUGAUGAUAAUGGACUUUAUGAUGCACAUAUACAC
Folsomia candida is the source of this 1501-nucleotide messenger RNA. RefSeq lists its product as uncharacterized. The record is from RefSeq and is a predicted model, not a curated record. Lineage: Eukaryota; Metazoa; Arthropoda; Collembola; Entomobryomorpha; Isotomidae. The coding region runs from base 1 to 909 and encodes 302 amino acids. The transcript has 4 exons.